AUGCCAUCAAUUAAAUUUAGAACUACAGCCAGUGAAGCCAGCAAUAGUACGAAUAGUCAUGACGCUCCUCCUUCCCGUCGACGCCUUGGUGGGCUUGCAGACUUGUAUCUGCGAAAAAGGCUUACCCGUGAUUCGCAUCCUGCUCUGAAAGCAGUAAGAGAUGACGGAGAGGCGACCAGCGAUAUGUUGCUGGUUCCCACGGCUCCAGGAACAACCUCAGACAUAUCGCUCGUUCAACAACAAAGCCAAAAUGGGAUAAAUGAGCAGAUUGAAUCGGAUGAUGAGGGUGAUGCGCUGCAAGAUCUGUACAUAGAUGUUGAAGCAGAAAAUAAACGCUUCAAAACGGCAUUGGAAGAGUACGAAAGUACAACUGCCGGGUCGAAAUUCCAGACCGACGUCACAACAAAAUCGGUACACACGUGGGAGGAAGUUCUGCAGGCGAUUAAAAAUGCAUCAGAUGAAUACAACGACGUAUCUGGAUUUUGGGGGGGGAUAAGAAAAGGGCUCCGUAGCUUCGGAAAAAACCACAAAGCCUUUAGGGCUUGGGCGAGUAUUCUGCCGUCACAAUCGCAUUACUUUUCUCUGCUUUGCGCAGGUUUCAAACUCAUAUUAGGGGCCGCGGCACGUAUGCACGAUCUUCGAACCGACAUCAGCGACGCCUUAACGGAGAUUCCACUCCUCAUGUCGAGCACACAUAAAGCCUUAGGUAUCUUCCGAAGGUCGAAUGACCUGCGUCGAUCCAGCGCGGCUCUCUAUACCGCUACAAUAGCCGCCGUACACCACAUCGUUGUGUGGUAUAAGGAAAAAGCAUCGAGCAGGAAUUCAGCGUCCGCUCAUUUAGCUGACCUUUAUUUAGUCAGAGGGCCAAUGCUUCCGUUGCGCAGGGCAGUGUCGGAAGCCAAUCUAGUGCAAGAUUACCUUGAUGCGAAAAAUGAACUGCUAUCGGACUUUGACUAUGAAAGCUCCGUUGUGCGCAAUGACAUUGAUGCAAGUCUUGAAGCCAUCUGGGCGUUGCCACGAUGCGAUCAAGAUCGUGCAGUUGCAGUCAUGCAAUCACCGAAGCUGCAUUCCUGGAUAACCGAGUCCAGUUCUUCGGCUCUCCUGGUCAAUUUUAAUGACCCCAAGAAGGCUGCGUCGACGUCUUUCAUUUCCGCAAAAUUAACGCAUUCGAUCCAGUCAGAUGUCAUAGAUCCGCAUUAUCCCAGAAAUAUCUUUGCCUUAUUUUUUCUUUGUGCAGAGCACAUACGCCCAGACGACCCCGACUAUGGGGUCAGCGGAAUGAUGCGAAACCUGAUCGGUCAACUCCUCAUUGCCUACCCCGAUUUUGGAAUGAGCGUCAUCAAGCAAAUCCAACGAACAGGUCAAGAUGACAUCCGCAGCCUCUGUCAGAUUUUCCAUAUGAUGAUCGCUCAACUGCCACCGCAUGUAACGGUUUUUUGCGUCCUUGACGCGAUUACCGUAUAUGAACAGAACGGCUUGCUUCAGGAAGAAGGAGAAUAUGCAGUCCAAGAACUCAUGUCCAUGGUGCAAUGGACCAAAGACCAUGGUUGUGAUUUCAAGAUUUUGUUGACGAGUGCAUGGAAUAGCCAUGUCUUUUAUAAGUAUGUACCAGAUCGGCAGAAAGACAUCAUUUGGAUACCAGCGAAGGUGCCCCCGCAGGGUGGCUUUACAAGAAUGAAAUGGGAUUCUAGUGUUGCAUCGGGUGUUGGAAUGUUGGCAGCCCCACGUCGCUGA
Histoplasma capsulatum G186AR is the source of this 1734-nucleotide messenger RNA. RefSeq lists its product as uncharacterized. Bases 1 to 1734 code for a protein of 577 amino acids. NCBI's taxonomy places the organism in Eukaryota, Fungi, Ascomycota, Eurotiomycetes, Onygenales, Ajellomycetaceae. The record is from RefSeq and is a predicted model, not a curated record. The transcript has 5 exons.